Molecule: messenger RNA, 4912 nt
Organism: Eriocheir sinensis (Chinese mitten crab)
Lineage: Eukaryota; Metazoa; Arthropoda; Malacostraca; Decapoda; Varunidae
Product: nephrin-like
Exons: 20
Coding region: 2487-4781 (764 amino acids)
Molecular function (GO): protein binding
Source: RefSeq, a predicted model, not a curated record
AUAUUUGUUGCUCACGAUUUUUUUAUGCUGAAAGAGGAGAUCACGGUCGAUUGUAGCUGUGGUGCUGGUGCUGGUGGGGCUGGUGGAGUAGUGUUAAGGAGUGGAGUCAGUGUCAUCAUAUCUUUGUGGAUGUUAUUGUACUGUUCCUGUUCGUCGCCGUUAUCGGUGUAAUGAAUAUCGUUAUACUUUAUCAAAGAUCAUCGGAGCUUGUCGCUGUAACUUCUGGCUUGUUAUUGUAAUGCGUCACUUAUGAUGUCACGUAAUGUCACAGAUUUUCGGAACAAUCACGUAAUGGUAAUUGCUCAAGACCUUUUGAUGUCUGAGCGGUACAGGAGGUCACGGCCGGUGGUAACAGCGGUGCUGGUGCUGGUAGUGCUGGCGGGUGUCACGCUCGAUACUGAGCCCAGACCAAGUGUGAGUCUUCCCUGUGCUCAGUUGGUUCUCGUCCGUGGUCACGGGAGGAGCUACGUGCCCCUCGCCCCCCCUUUUCCAACUCGGUCGCUCGCUCUCUCGCUUAUCGCUCCGUCCGCUCCAUUCACGGCCUUCCGCGGCGCGGGACGGGUGUAAUGUCUGCAGUGUUUUGAUUGUUGAUCUCAAAAAAACACCGUCGGAUUUUCGGGACAAUCCUAAAAGUUAAAAUCUUGUUCUUUGUUUGCCUCUGCGGUAGAAUGAGAGUCCAGUUUGCUGUUAUUGUGCUUGCCGUACGUCCAGCCUUCCUGGACUGCACUCGAAUAUUCAACAACUUCUCCUUCUCCUCAUCAUCGCUAUCGUCAUCUUCCUUCUCCUCCUCCUCCUCCUUUGAAGGUGAUCUCGGAUGGACAGACCUUUUGCUUAGCCAAUAAAGGGGAGAAAAAAAUAGUGAGAGGAGUGUUAACAAAAUCUGAGAAAGAGUAAUGAGGGAAAGAAAGGGGUGAAUGCGGAGCAAGAGACUAAGAUAGUUUAUAUCUUGCCAACUUGGCCUUUGGAACGAGUGCAAGAAAGACCAGAUCGAGGGAACAAAGAAAAGUGAAAGGAAGAUAAGUGAGGGGAAUAAGAAAACUUGAGACUCCUCGUUCUGCCUUCCUCAGAUCUGUGGCUGCAAGAUAUAAGGCAAAAGGAGGAGAAAGAGCAACUCGAAUUACAACUACCAGCACGCGUGGGUACACAGAACUCCUUUGCUCAGAGUCCUGCGGGUGGCGUGGUGAGGCGCGGCGAGGUCCUCCAAGUAACCAGCAGCAACUUGGACCUUUAGCUACUCCCUGAAGGAGUAGAAAGUGUGUGGCUCUGAGGACGCCGCCACCUUCUCAAGAGCUUCCCUCGUUGAGCCGCUGGCUAUCCCGUCCCUUUUUUGGCAACAGAAGGAAAAGAGAGAGCAGAGGAAACAGACUGAGAGACUGAUUUUUUGACCGUUUUUCGUAUUCUCUUUUAGGGGUGCAAUCAGUCGUUGCUUUUGUGUGUACCAUACACACCACCCCGGAGUAAUCACCGCCGGGAUUCCUUGUGUUGUGAUCGACCGCCGUCUGUCAUCGGUCCCGUAAAAGCAAACUAUUUCAUUUAAGAUGCGCGGGAAGCAUCCGGCCGCUCGAGUAAUAUAAUCCUGUCUAAUUAAGACAAAUUAGGCCGGAAGCCUCUCCAAAGCCGCCUUAUUGAUCGCUGCUGCGGCGGAAACUUGACCGGAAAAAGGUUUUGUUGUCGGAAGAGUGAGGGAACGGACAACGCGAAACCCGUGUUUUUGCGUGGGCGCGUCGGGAAUCAGUGGACGGGGCGGCACACAAUACACAAAGGAGAGGAAUCAAUCCGUAACUCGUUAGGGACCGGCUUUAGGUCCCGCUAUUGGCACGUCACACGCCCUGGCUCGUGGCCUCGGCAAUAUAUCACCUCCACUUAUUGCCCGACACCCCUGCCUUGACACUAUCUGAAAGAGAAACAAAGUGGACAUCAAUACAGCUCAUCCCCGAGACGAUCCUCCCUCCACCACCACCACUGCCGGCAUCACCCACCAUCAACACCUCCACCUCAAACACUUAAGUGUGUUCCGCGGAUCCAGCUGAGGGAAAUCAGUGUAUACUAAUCAUCUCGUUCUCGACACCCCCGCGCACACACACGCACACAAAUAUUCUACAGACUCAGGCGGGGAACAUCAGCCAUUAUAUACGCUAUCUUGCUCGUGUCUCUCCCAAGGCAGAGCAUAAAUCUGGCUCACGUCCGAAGCAAUAUGGAUGACGAGCCCUCGCGCCUCCAACCCCGCACGUAAAGAACUUGUCCGUAUCUGUGAGGGUCUGUGAGUGCUUCCGCGACGUGUGCGACGUGUAACAGACGCACUCACUCAAGGUGGAGAGAAAUAGGAAAAUAGAGACAGGUAGUGAAGAAAGAGACGUGAAAGCGUGUGUUAGCGCCUCACCUGUGUUGUAUUUGGGGGCGUGUUCCUGUGCAUCGCCAUCCGUUCACCGCCGCCACUACCAUCACCACCACCACCAACAAGAAUAACAACAACCACAACAACCACAAUGCUGCCCUCGCCAGCACGCCUUCUCGCCCUCGCCUGCUGCCUCGGCGUCACCCUCACCCCCGCCGUAGCUUAUCGUAAAGGCGUGUGGCGGCGCGUGGAGGCCGUGGCAGGGCGCGAGGCGGUGCUGCCCUGCGAGGUGGGUAACGUCGAGGCGUCAGACAUGGUGUACGUGGUGCUGUGGUACAGGAACGGCGACAAGGAGCCCAUUUACAGCUACGACAACCGGCCAGGCCGCCUGCAGGCCGCCGAGGAGCGCCACCUGGUCAAGAGUCGCCUGCUGCAGGGCCGCGCCACCUUCCGGCCGGGCCACCUGCCGGCGCUGCACAUCAAGCCGGUGGGGAGCAGCGACCAGGCCAACUAUACCUGCAGGGUAGACUUCCGGAUAGCCACGUCGCGGCGCACACACCUGAGUCUUCACGUGGUGGUGCCGCCGGAGCCGCCCGUCCUGAGGGCCGGAGGUCAGCGGGCGACGGAUGGGGUGCUGGGGCCGCUGCAGGAGGGUGGCGCCUUGGAGAUCACCUGCAGCGUGGCGGGUGGCGACCCUCCGCCCUCCGUCGUGUGGAGGCGGGACGGGGAGGUCCUGGACUCCACGUCGGAGUCGCGGUCCCCGGCACUCACGGUCAACCAGCUCAGCAUCCUGCGGCUCACGCGGGUCUACCACAACGCCAGACUAACCUGCCUCGCCUCCAACAACAACGUCACCAGCUCCGCCAGAGCCUCCGUCACCGUCAAGAUGAACCUGCGGCCCCUGGUAACGAGGAUAGAGGCCCCGCCCAAGUGGCUUCGGGUGGGCCGCGAGAUCGAGAUCUCGUGCGUCGUGGCGGGCAGCAGACCACACCCCAACGUGACCUGGACACUCGGCACGCUCACCAGCCUCACGCCCCUGCCGGCCAAGACGGAGCACGGGGUCAACGUGAGCACUUCAUGCGUCAAGGUGGUCGCCUCCCGCCGCCACCACGGCCAGCGCCUCACCUGCACCGCCGUCAACCCGCUCUUCCCCGGCGCCAGACUCUCCGACUCCACGCUGCUCAACGUCACCUACCCACCCGUGGCCACGAUGGAGCUUGGUCGCGGCGUGUCCUCGAUCGUGAAGGAGGGCGAGGACGUCUACUUCAACUGUAAUGUGGAUUCCAACCCGCCGACCUACAAGAUUUCGUGGUUCAGGAGAAGCCAGGCCAUCCUGCAUCGCCCCGCACAAGGCAUCCUGCUCAGCGGCAACAGUCUGGCCCUGCGCGGCAUCACCAGGCACCAGGCGGGGCCCUACACUUGCUCCGCCUCCAACGUCGAGGGGGACGCCCACAGCCCCCCGCUCACCCUCCACGUCAACUAUGCCCCGGUGUGCGCGGCGGGCGGGGCGGGGCAGGUGCUGGCGGCGGGGCUGGGGCAGCAGGUGAACGUGACCUGCCAGGUGGAAGCGGCACCGUCCGCGGUGAGGUACUCCUGGGUGUUCAACAGUUCGCUCACCUCACACCGGCUGCCCGGCGACCAGGUCUUCAUCACGCCAGACGGAGGCAGCGCCGUGCAGUUCGUGGCCCGCACCCACCAGGACUACGGGACGUUGCAGUGCUGGGCCCAGAACCACGUGGGCAAGAUGACCCAGCCCUGCCUCUUCCACGUGGUGCCCGCAGGUCGCCCGGAGCAGCCUGCGCGGUGCCUUGUGGUGAACAAGACCUAUAACUCACUGGCGGUGGAAUGCACGCCUGGGUUUGACGGUGGCCUGCAGCAAGUCUUCAUUGCCAAGGUGUUCGAGGCGGUGACCGGCCGGGGACAGGUAAAUGUGACCUCCGAGUUUCCGACCUUCACCCUGGAGGGCCUCACACCUGGCCUCGACUACAUCAUCCAGGUGACGGCGAGGAACAAGCUGGGCAGCUCCGACCCCGUGAAGCUGGAGGCGCUCACCUACAAGAUGGCCGAGAACAGGAUGAGGGACGAGCAGGGUAGUGAAAGCGGCGGCGGCGGCCCUGGUGGCGGGCUGCUGCUGGUGAGCCUGCUGGUGGCGGCCGCUGUGGUGACGGUGGCAGCGGCGGCGGGCCUGGCUGGGCGCUGCCUCUGGGCGCGGCGGCACGACAGAGAUCCUAUUACCGGUGAAAACAGGAGCACAAAAGGCUACUUGGCGCCGCCUGAGAGGCGCAGUGAGCGGCUUUCAGGUGCGGAUGCAACAGAUGAUGACAAUGUCCACUUCGAGGUUCCAACGAUCAGCCUUGAGGCGCACCGCGAGCCCAGAACGGAAGGCAAGAGCCCAUGGAACAGUGGGAGUUUUGCCUUAAGUCAACCACAAAAUCCUCCCGUAUGAACGCAGUCUAAACAUAUAUAAAGCAUGGCAGAAAACUCUCACAUUCUGCAUGCCAUAUUCAAUCUGAUUCGAGACACACUUCGCUCCAACAUAACAAGCAGCCGUUGGUAUCCACUGGAAAUAAAGGCACA